AUGGGAAUCAUCAGGAGAGUCGUGCACAAUGAUGCCAUCAAACUGGACCCUCCUGAGGUGUACAACUGGAGAGUCUUUGCAUUGGCCGCCGCAGCAUGCUUUGGAGGAACACUCUUCGGCAUGGAUAUCGGUAUCAUUGGUGGCGUGUUGACACUUCCUGAUUUCAAAAAGGAAUAUGGCCUUGAUGGUCUGAGCAAGGUCGCAGCCUCUAACCUGUCGUCCAAUCUCGUGAGCGUCAUGCAAGCCGGAGCUAUUGUCGGAAGUUUGGCUGCAAUGCCUAUUGGAGACUGGAUUGGUCGCAAACGCGCCAUUCUGAUUGUCGCUGUAUUCGCAUUCAUUGGUGGUCUUCUACAAGCAUUCUCUUUCGGCAGCUUGGUUUGUUUCUACAUUGGAAGAUUUGUGGAAGGCCUCGGUCUGGGCGGUGCAACCAUGCUUGCCCCAACAUACGUGGCUGAGAAUGCCCCUCGCGGCAUUAGAGGCCUCUUGGUCGGUUUCUACCAACUCUUUGAGACGAUGGGAGCGAUGGUGGCAUUCUUCAUCAACUACGGUUCCUUGCUCCACCUGAAGGGACACGCAACCUGGAUAGUGCCUUUGUCGAUGCAGUCUCUUCCACCUCUGUUGCUGUUCCUUUCCAUUAUGUUCUGUCCAGAAAGUCCUCGCUGGCUUGCUUCCCAAGACAACUGGGAUAAGGCUUCCAGUAACCUCUCCACAGUUCGCCAGUUACCGACUUCGCAUCCCUAUAUUCAAGCAGAGCUGUUGGAAAUGAAGACUCAAUUGGACGCCGAACGAGGGCGUGCUGGUGGGAACAGCUAUCUGGCAUUGACCAAGGAGGCAUGGACUAUCCCCGGCAACCGACGCCGUGCUAUUAUGGUUAUUGCCCUCAUGACUGCGCAGCAGAUGACUGGCACAAAUGCCAUUAACUACUACGCCCCAACAAUCUUCACUGACUUGGGUGUGACCGGAAACGCGCAAAGUCUGUUUGCCACGGGAGUCUACGGUAUCGUCAAGAUGUGUUCAUGCGCCAUCUUCAUCACCUUCCUCGCCGAUACUCUCGGUCGACGGUGGUCAUUCGUGUGGACCGGAAUCUUCAUGUGGUUCUGCAUGUUCUACCUCGGUUUCUAUGUCCGUUUCGACCCACCCAAGAAAGGUGCUCCUAUCUCUGGUGCUGGCUACGCUGCGCUUGUGUUCGUGUAUCUCUUUGCCGCUGGCUUCCAGUUCGGGUGGGGACCAUGUUGCUGGAUCUAUGCCUCCGAGAUCUCGACACAGCGGCUAAGAGGCCUGACUGUCUCCUAUGCGGCGUGCACCCAGUGGAUAUUCAAUUUGGUCGUCGCCAGAGCCACACCAGUCAUGCUUGAUACAGUGGGAGCUAAUGGGUACGGCACGUACUUCAUCUAUGGAUGCUUCUGUUUCACCGUUGGAGUGGGAGCAUUCUUCCUUAUCCCAGAAACCAAAGGGGUCUCCCUUGAGAGAAUGGACGAGUUGUUCGGUGAAACAGAUUUCAGUGGUAUUGAGGACGUUGGCCUUGCAGCUCAACAUGCAAAAGGUGACAUUGAGACCGUUCACGUCGAGAAUGAGCAACCAAACCAUGAAGUGAAGUGAGCAUCGGGAACAAACAGGACCACGACCUGGAGGAACAGUGCAUCUGGAUGACAGAAGGAAGGCCAAGUACGGAACAGAUUGCAGCAUUUACGCGACCAGGAAGAAAUCGCAGAGCGAGUGUUGAUUCACUGAGAUCUAGGAGUAUAUAGUAGAUGACAACAAGAUGCGAAGUGGUGGUAAUGACAGGACUGUUCAAUACCCCUGACGAG
Exophiala viscosa is the source of this 1808-nucleotide messenger RNA. Its product is annotated as MFS transporter. The transcript is spliced from 6 exons. The coding region runs from base 1 to 1599 and encodes 532 amino acids. Gene Ontology annotation, cellular component: membrane. The record is from RefSeq and is a predicted model, not a curated record. Gene Ontology annotation, molecular function: carbohydrate:proton symporter activity. NCBI's taxonomy places the organism in Eukaryota, Fungi, Ascomycota, Eurotiomycetes, Chaetothyriales, Herpotrichiellaceae. Gene Ontology annotation, biological process: transmembrane transport; carbohydrate transport.